AAGAACAAGAGAACAAAGGACGCUGCUGUAGAAAAAACGAACUACUGUCAUAAAUUUUAUUUAACACCAUAACUCUAUCAAAAUCCAGCAUUUAAUAUAUAAAACAAUCAAAAUAAAUCAAGUAAUAAAUAUGGAAAUAAAUUAACAGCGUUCAUCUAUCAACGUCCUACAAAUAAGAAAAGUUUGAAUAUCUCCAGCGCGAUGGAUAACUUCGACAGAGACCUAGACGAUCUGCUGGACCUAACUGACUCGGAGUCAUCUUCGUCAUCGAACCCCGGCAUAUUCGAAACUAACCAACCAUUCGUACUAGAACUUCACGAAUUAAAGAAAGACGAGCCCGCAGCGGACCAAGUUACACCAGAUACUAAAACAAAGAAAAAGAAAAAGAGAAGAAAUCUGCCGGUCAAUGAAAAUAAAACGGCGACGUCCUCCACCAGCAGUGUGUCAGAAUCGGUCCCAUCAGCAGCUGAUGCUGCGAUGAAGGAAGAAUUCUAUGAUGCGAAUGAAAGUUACCACUUACUCUCAGCUGAGGUCAGUCAAGUGAAUCCUGCUGCAAGUGCUGCUCUGGCGCAGGCACACUCAGAACACGGGCAGGACAAGACAGAUGACAACGAGAGACGAUCCUCGGCUAAUAAACAACCAUCCAUUAUCAAUAAACCCGUCGUCCCUCCAAAAUGAUAUAAAAAGGAAAGUAGGUAAAAAGCAUGCAACGAAAUCGACACAAAACGCAAAAUUAAUAAUAAUAAAGUAAUUUAAAUAUUA
Danaus plexippus (monarch butterfly) is the source of this 762-nucleotide messenger RNA. RefSeq lists its product as uncharacterized. Bases 202 to 678 code for a protein of 158 amino acids. The transcript is spliced from 5 exons. NCBI's taxonomy places the organism in Eukaryota, Metazoa, Arthropoda, Insecta, Lepidoptera, Nymphalidae. The record is from RefSeq and is a predicted model, not a curated record.